CUCGAGUUCCAUAAUGGAGCCCACUCUUCGGCGAGAAUCAGCCAAGUGUGGCGCCCAACGUGGAAUCCAACUCCCAUAUGGCCAAGGCAGGAAGCUCCGCUCAAGCCGACAUUUCUGGUAGAAAUCUUGAGUAAUCUGCUGGGCUGUUACUUAGUUCGAGAAACAGUUUUCGCGUGCAUUCCAAACGAGACGGUUCGACUUAAAGAAAUCGCGGAGAACUCACUAAAGUCCAUGCUGAAUGAAUUUCAAGUGUUGGCGGUUAAUUGAAUAAAAACGCCUUGGGAAAAGCAAAAGUGCUUUCGAAAGUGAAGUUAAUUAAAUUAAGAAAACAAACCAAGGGGCUUCAGAAGUUAUUCCCGAAAAGUAAAAGCUGUAGUUUUGCAACUGCAUUGCAAGUGAAGUGCCUGAAUUUGCUGUAAAUCGGAUUAAUAGCACGACGAGGAGGAAUAUCUCUUGGAUUAAUUUGCAAUUGAAUAUGCGCCGAGUUGGCCAAAAGGAAGACGCUUCACCCACAAAACCUAUGGUCUAGCCGAUUGCCAUGAUGUUACUGCCCAUCUUCCUUCUACUUUGCAUUGGGAUAAAUUUGAUUAGAGCCGAAAGUUGUCCUCCAUCACAGGCUAUUUUACCCUGCCGCUGUUCUUUACGAGGAAAGGAGAUACAGAUAUGGUGCUCGCACAGCAAUCUGCCGCAGAUCAUGGACGGCCUAAAGGCAGUGGAACGAAACAUCAAGGGCAGGAUCGAUGAGCUGGUCCUGGAGAACAACCAAUUGCCGGCACUGCCAGGACGCUUUUUCGGCAGCCUGCAGAUAGUUCGGCUCAUGCUGCGCCACAAUAGCAUCGAAAGAGUGUCCAAUGGAUGGCUAAAUGAGCUGGAGAACGGCCUGGUGGAGAUCUUCGUGGUGGAACCUCAGCUGCGCAGCAUUCCAGCGGAGAGCCUGAACGGGAUGAUCAACAUGCUGGCCAUUACCAUUCAGAGCGAGGAACUGAAGCACUUGCCCGACUUCUCCGGACUGCUCAGUCUGACCUAUCUCAGUGUCCAAACGGGGGCUCUCCAGGAGUUGCCCUCCCAUCUCUUCAGGCAUCUACCCAAAUUGCAGCACAUACAUAUAACAGGCGGAUCAGGCCUCACCCGGCUGGAAGCCGGUCUUUUCGAUGGAUUGAUCUCCCUGAAGAAUCUGGAUCUAUCGCACAAUGGUCUCAACUGGAUUCAUUUGCGUGCCCUGUCCAGAUUACCCAAUUUGGUUAGCCUCAAACUGUCCCACAAUCAAAUCAGUGACGUUGGCAUGGUGGGUCGCAUUGUCAAGGAUCUGGAGCAUCUGAAGAAACUACGACUGGACAAUAAUCUCAUCACUGUCAUUGAGGAUGGCUCCUUUGUGGAUCUGCCCAAUCUUUCCGAGCUUCAUUUGAACGAUAACAGGAUUACAGAACUGCAAUAUGGAGCCUUUUUGCGCACCCCUCAACUGAAAACCAUAUAUCUGCAGAACAAUCUCAUCCGGCGGAUCCAUCCGGAAUCCCUGCUUCAGGCCAGUGGAAGUGGCGUGGAGGCGGUUCACAUGUACAACAAUGAAAUUGGUCAUGUGGAGGCUUUGAGGGCAUUGUUGGAUGCCCUGCCUAGGCUCCGCUAUCUGGACAUGAGUGGUAAUCUUCUGAGCGAACUUCCCUAUGGAGCUCUUCGUGGUCAUGGAACUUUGGAGCAACUGCAUCUGAACCAUAAUCAUCUGAGGCUCAUUGAAAGGGAUGCACUGAUGGCCAUGCCUGCUUUGAGGGAACUUCGGAUGAGAAAUAACAGUCUAUCCUCGGACUUACCGCUACCGUUUUGGAACCUUCCUGGAUUGAAGGGACUCGAUCUGGCCCAGAAUCAGUUUGCUAGGGUGGACUCACAGUUGCUGGCGGGACUUCCAUCAUUGAGACGUCUGGAUCUGAGCGAGAAUGGACUGAUCGAAUUGGCACCCAAUAGUUUUCGUCACAAUCCCCUGCUCGAAACGCUCAAUAUAUCCUCCAAUGAGCUGACCAAAAUCCACUCUUCCACCCUAAUCCAUUUGGAGAGGCUCUUUGAGGUGGAUGCCAGCUAUAAUCAGCUUAAGUCUGUGAUUGCAGGACUGCCCAGGAUUGUGGAGCGCAUCUCGCUGAAGGGCAAUCAAAUUACAUCGCUACCAGCAGCAGCUAGCAAGGAUUUGCAAUUGCCCAACCUGCGAAUGCUGGAUCUCAGCCAGAAUCGAAUAGAGCAGCUGCCCAGACAUGGCUUUCAAGGGGCAAUGGAACUGAGAGUCUUGAGUCUGGCGCAAAACGAGUUGCGCCAGCUGGAGGACACCUCCUUCAUAGGGAUUCAACGUCUGGAGCUAUUGCAUUUGCAAGAAAAUCAACUGGGCGAAGCGGAUGAGCGGGCUCUACUGCCCCUCGCCGAACUUAGGAAUCUGAAUCUUCAGUCCAACAAACUGGAAGCCAUCACGGAUAAUUUCUUUUCGAAUAACAGCAGACUGGAGCAGCUAGAUCUGUCUAGGAAUCUCAUACGGAGCAUCUCACCAACGGCUUUCGAUACGCAAAGAUCACUCGAGUAUCUGGAUCUCUCUGGCAAUGCCCUCCUGGAUAUAUCGGUGGGUUUGGGUAAUUUGAACAACCUGCGGGACAUCGAUCUGAGCUAUAAUCAAAUAUCCCGAAUCCAAUCCGAUGUGAUCGGUGGCUGGCGAAAUGUGGUGGAGAUCCGUUUGUCCAACAAUCUCAUUGUGGAACUGCAGCAGGGCACUUUCCGAAAUCUUCCCAAGCUGCAGUAUCUCGAUCUCAGCAGCAAUGAGAUCCGAAAUGUGGAGCCUGGCGCACUCAAAGGACUCGAUGAACUGCAGGAAUUCGUCCUGGCAGACAAUAAGCUGGUGGAGCUAAAGGAUCAUGUCUUCGAGGAGCUGCCCAGCCUGCUGGCAUCCCACUUUCAGUACAACAAGUUGCGCUACAUCUCGCCGGAAAGCUUCCACAACGCCAAUUCGCUGGUCUUCUUGAAUCUGUCCAACAAUCAUUUCCGGAACAUGGAAAACAUAGGUCUGCGAAGCAUGCGGAACCUGGAAGUUUUGGAUCUGUCCACCAAUGGUGUCAAGCUGGUGACCACGAUGCCGUUGAAGGCGCUGAACUGGUUGGUGGAGCUUAAAAUGGAUAACAAUCAGAUAUGCCGCAUUCAGGGUUCUCCAUUUGAGACAAUGCCCCGUUUGCGAGUCCUCUCCAUGCGGAAUAACCAGCUAAGGAGCAUCAAGGAACGUACCUUCCGGAACGUCCGGGGAAACAUUGCCAUCUUGGACGUGGAUGGAAAUCCGAUUGACUGCAACUGUGACAUGCAAUGGCUUUCGGUUUGGCUGCAGGAGACGAACUUUCCGUAUCCGGGACCCAAAUGCCAGGAUGGACGCCUACUACGGUCGGCCCGCAUGGAAAGGAGUCUCUGCGUGGGUGCGGAUAUCUAUGGCAACGAACGCACCGAUGGCAACCAGUUGCCACUGCUCAAUGAGCACGGGGAUGUCUUCCAGCGGGAUUUGCCCGACGAUUUCAACGAUGAGUGUGAGGCGGGCGAGGCAACCAGACUGCCAGGCGAUCGACCGCUGGUGGGCGAGAGCGAGUACUUCUACGAUCAGUAUGUGGACGCCACCGAGGCGCCAGAUACCACCCACUCUGCGAUCAGUACUUCGCAGCGACCAAAGCCGACUCCCACGAUAAACAGCAAUAUAGAUCUGAACAAUACUAUACUCCAUACGAAGUACUUCAAUCGCAAACCCCAGCCGGGAUCUGGAUCGCCUUUUACCUUCUUCGGAUAUCCCUUGCCCAGUGUAAGCUUGGGCAGAUUCUUCGGUUUCGGAGAUCGAGGGCGAAAGCAACGAACGGAUAGCAAUGAUGAGAUGCCAGCCACCCACCGCAUGGCCCACAUCAGUCUGCCAAGUGGGCGUGGCAAAACAAGGAUGUAUCAGCCGAAUAGUGCAGAGUUCGAAAAAUACCUCAAGGAUCAGCAGAAGCAGGAGAAGCAAAACAUAGCCAGGAAUCGUUAUGUGGACACAGAUUCCACCACUUCAUCCAUGGAGGAUGCACUGAGUAAUGAGAGUGGUAGUGCCGCCACCACAGUGGGUGUCUUUCGCACCACCUUUCGUGAGCCAUCGAGCAUCGAGCGCGGCGGCUUCCGUCCCAUCGUUCCAGCCCAUGUCGGUGGUUUUAUGCCUGUCCAUGAUCCUCAACAGCGGCGUGGUUUAGUUGAGGUGGUGAAUAUCACGGGAAAACCGUCGGAAAUGAUCCAAGGCAUAGGUCAGAGAAAGUUUAUCCCCAUAUCUGCUCAGGCACGACCUAAGCCAACCAAAAGCAGUGGCGAAAGUUCAGAGUCUGCUACUUACGAAGUCACGGAGACCACGCCCGAUAUAACCACCACAACGCCUUUGAUACACAGGAUCACCACCACCAGUACAACGAAAGCAUCUACAACAACAAGGAGUACCACAACCACCAGUACCACACAGGUUACUCCUGCUGAAAGUGAUGUCUCAUCCAGCAGUGAGCUGGAUUCCCAGUACGAUGACGAAGAUCUGGAGGCGCAAUCUGUGACCCUGCUUAGACCUCCUCCUCUCGUGCAAACGACGACGGCAGAGACGAUUCUUUUGAUUCCCCCGGCUGAAGAGCAUGUGGCGCAGAUAAAGAGUCGUUCCUGGGUGACCACCACAACACCCCAGAGUCCGAGUGUUAAUCAAGUUACUUUAGCUCGUCCAACGAGCACAGUACCACCACCGCCACCAGCUUCUCCUCCUUUACGAGGUGGAGGACGCUCCACCAUUACCAAGGUCUACACGCCGUAUCAGCAGCAAGUGGCUCAGCCCACGGCAGAGGAGUAUCAGAGAACCACGCCCAGUGGUGAUAACGAGGGCGUGGCCAGCGAGCAUCAACUCACGGCUAAUGCCCAAAAACGCACGGAACUGGAGCUCCUUCAGGUUGAUCGUGUGGAUCGCAAGGACGGCAUGGAUUGGUACUACGAAAGCUUCAAGAAGAAACGAGACUUCAAUGGUGGAGCUGCGGUGCGGAAAACUGCCCACAAGGAGGUGUUCUACGACGGAGUAGCUGCGUCGUCCAGCUGGAAUCGAUUGCACAAGGAGAUUCUCUUUCUAAGCUUGUUAUUGUUGUGGAGAGCGUGUUGAAUAGUUUUUAAAGCUAUUUAAUUUAGACAGUUGAAA
Drosophila sechellia is the source of this 5182-nucleotide messenger RNA. It is a transcript of the gene atk, whose product is annotated as artichoke. Bases 539 to 5146 code for a protein of 1535 amino acids. The record is from RefSeq and is a predicted model, not a curated record. The transcript is spliced from 5 exons. Lineage: Eukaryota; Metazoa; Arthropoda; Insecta; Diptera; Drosophilidae. Gene Ontology annotation, molecular function: protein binding.